AUGGCACUACCAUUUAUCGUCAGCCUUACACUCGGCACGGGUGUAGCCUUCUUCCUAGGCUACUGCAUCUACUUUGAUCAAAAGCGGCUGUCGGCUCCCGACUACAAGAAGCGAGUACACGAACGCCGCCGCUGGAAUCGCAUGAAUACCGCCACGAUAGUGCCAUGCGCCAACAACAAGGCCGCCCUCGAGGAGUACUUCGUCACCCAGAUGAAGGCGGGCGAGGCGCUGAUUAAGCAAAACCAAGUGGAGGAGGGGCUGACCCACUUCAUCAACGCCAUCAUUUUGUGCGCCCAACCCGCAAAGCUAAAGAGCAUCAGGGUCCUUCCCAGCACGGAGCCCGAGGACUAUUUCGACGAUGAGGAGCCCCGCAAGGCCUAA
Messenger RNA from Drosophila bipectinata, 381 nucleotides. Its product is annotated as mitochondrial import receptor subunit TOM20 homolog B-like. Lineage: Eukaryota; Metazoa; Arthropoda; Insecta; Diptera; Drosophilidae. The record is from RefSeq and is a predicted model, not a curated record. Gene Ontology annotation, molecular function: transmembrane protein transporter activity. Gene Ontology annotation, biological process: tRNA import into mitochondrion; intracellular protein transport; protein targeting. Gene Ontology annotation, cellular component: mitochondrial outer membrane translocase complex; mitochondrial outer membrane.